AUGGGGAAACAUCAUCGUAAUCAUUCAUCAAAAAAUCAAGAUGAUCUACAUCCGAAUCAUAGCAGACAUAAAAGUCGUCAUUCUAAAAAGCAUGCUCCUUCUCUGAUAUCGCCCGCAUCACCUCCAGCAAUACAUCAGCGAAGUUAUUCUCCGUCAGAAUCGCCAUCUAAUUCAUUAAAACGUCAACGAAGUGAUUCAAAUCAUAGACGCCAACGUUCAUAUUAUAAUUCUCAAUCAACUCCACCAGGCAGCAGUUUGUCGUCUCCAAGUCCAACAUCAUCUUUGAAACAACAGCAACAAUUACUCAAAAAUACAAUAGAAGAUCCGUUAUUUCUCAUUAAUGGCGGUCCAAAAGCAAAAGAAUUUGCCGAAACAGCGAGAAAAUUAUUAAGUAACCCAGAUUUAGAUCCAGCGACACAACAAAUCGUUCGAGCAAUGGCACAAGCAGCUGUUAAUGUUGGAAAAAGGUUAAACGGAACUAACAACGGACAUGAAGAUGGGACGACAACAACCGCUCUACUAUCACCUACAUUAUCUACUGGUAGCUCGUCAUCAAUAUCAACAACACCACAACAGCCAUUUUCAAAUAGUAAACAUUUUUCAUCAAAUGACACACACCUGUCAAUGCCAACAACACCAGGUAAUGGUGAAAUAAAUGAAGAAUUUGAUUUUAAACGAGCGAUUGAAGAUGCAAUGAAUUUAAAUCAACAAGGUCAAAUACAUGAAGCUCAAAAGCUUUUAAAUUUAAUCCAUGAAAAAAUGUCACAUCAUAAAGAACAUUCUCAUGUACAGCAACAUGAAUUACUCCAAUGUAACAACAGUGAAACGUACAAUCAGUCUCAUACCGGUGAAUAUCAGGUAAAUAGAAGUGUUUUGUAUAAAUGCAGCGUACAUAAUUUAAUAUUUAGGUAAGUUAUGUUUAUUAAACGACCUCUGACAUAUUGAUUGUCUUCUUCAUUGUUUACUUCCACAUCUUAUAAUUAACCUUUCUUUUCUUCAGAAACAUCAGCAACAAAUGACGUUACCAUUUUCUUAUCCACCAGUCGCAAAUAAUACCAGUCAUCACUUGUC
Didymodactylos carnosus is the source of this 1071-nucleotide messenger RNA. Lineage: Eukaryota; Metazoa; Rotifera; Eurotatoria; Philodinida; Philodinidae. The record is from the annotation of a GenBank genome assembly.